This is a messenger RNA of Sitodiplosis mosellana (orange wheat blossom midge), 1046 nucleotides long. RefSeq names its product mitochondrial fission process protein 1. Gene Ontology annotation, biological process: mitochondrial fission. The transcript is spliced from 3 exons. Gene Ontology annotation, cellular component: mitochondrion. The coding region runs from base 276 to 737 and encodes 153 amino acids. The record is from RefSeq and is a predicted model, not a curated record. Lineage: Eukaryota; Metazoa; Arthropoda; Insecta; Diptera; Cecidomyiidae.
UGUAUUCAUUCCCAUGCAUUGAAUACAAUCGUACGAAAUCAUAUGUUUCACACUCUAUUCUUAUACUGCAAUAUGUCGUUCUAAUAAGUGUGCACAAAUAGAGCAUGUGAAUUCCGCGACGUCUACGAACACCAACCGAAUAUAAGCAAUUUAUUUUUUUUGACUUGAUUUUUAUUGAAAACAAUGAAUUUAUAAAAACACUAAUUGCCAUUUAUACAAUUUGGACCAUUCGAAUUUGGAUUUGAAGGCUUUACCUACCUAUUUACGUACAUAAUAUGGACAAUAAGGAAAUCGAUUUAUACAGGAAUACAGCUUUACGAUACUGCGGGUAUGCAAAUGAAGUUGGAGAGGCAUUACGACCGGUCAUUCCGAAAAAAGUGGUUCAUUUGAGUUACGGAGUGGCUAUCGCUUAUGUAAUAGGUGAUUGCAUCGACAAAACCGUCAAAACCUAUCAGAAUCCGAAAAUUCUGGGUGGGCAUCAGAUCACAGCAGCUGCAAAAACAGCAGGCGAUGUAUUUAUAUGGCAAAUGCUGGCUUCGGUCAUCAUUCCAGGUUUCAUAAUCAAUCGCAUUACGUGGGGAGCUGGCAUCCUUUCGAAACGAAGCAAAAAUUUACCUUCGAUUGCACGCAAAUGGUUGCCUACAUGUAUUGGCCUAGCGGCUAUUCCACUGAUUAUUCGACCAAUUGACAACGCCGUUGACCACGCCAUGGAUCGAACCUACCGCAAAUACGUCUAAUCAAAUCAAACGAUGUGCUUUGUGCAAUGAAUUAAUGCUCAAAUGCUAUUUUAUUCUUUCAACGCCUUCUUAGUUCUUAGUAUAACUGCCAAUAUUUUGUGAUUGUUUAUUGAAAUUUGUGAAUUUCUUUUCCAUUCCAAAUCUCGACGUAAUACAAAUUCAAUUUGUAGAAUACAACCAAGUGCUAUUCUUUUUUAAUUCUAAUAGGACAAUUCUAUUUUUCACUAUGUUUACGUUAAAUGUUGUACAGACAUUUUGGGAAAAACUAAACACUCUAUAAAUAAACCAGUUACUAUUUUCACUUCUCAA